Molecule: messenger RNA, 4209 nt
Organism: Gryllus bimaculatus (two-spotted cricket)
Lineage: Eukaryota; Metazoa; Arthropoda; Insecta; Orthoptera; Gryllidae
Source: the annotation of a GenBank genome assembly
GCACUCAAUGUAAAUCAGCAGUUGCGAUGUCAUGCAAUCGGAAGCUUAUUUGUCGUUACAGUGACGUCACUAUGGGUAGGGACAUUCAAGAUCUCGAUUGGAUGAAACAGUGAACAGAUGAUUUACGUCAAGUGCAUGGUCAAAUAAAUACUAGUGUAUAGUCGGUGAAGACGUAUAAUGUCUCUGGACCAGUACUAUUGGACUUCAAUCGAUGUAAACAAAUGUUGGGGAUGUGACAUUUGUAUUUGAAAUAUCUCGAAUUUGUUACGGAUAUGUUUCACGAAAAUCAGUGAAUGUGGAAAACUGUUAUGAACUCCUACCAACACCUGACCUAUCGUAAGAACCUAUUAAGGGAGGAUCAUUUAGUAUCGCCGAUAAAGAACAGAAAUAUUGACAUGACUUAAUUUGUCUCGUGAGUGUGAAUUGUGGUAAAAAAGUUUCUUUCUAAAGAUUUAAUUUCAAGCUAAGUAAGUGGAACAGUCUAGCAUUUCAACAGAAUCAUGCAAUAAUAUAGUUGUGUGGUAAUUGUAAGUUAUGAGUGAAUCUGAUGACACAGAUUUACUUCUUUUAAUUCCUCCAGACUUCUUUGUUAUACAUUCUGAUUCAGAAGAUUCAUUACAAAGUUUUAAAAAGAACUGUAGUGAUCACCGUUUUAAUGAACUAAUAAGUCAUGUGAAUGAAUUAGAAGAACGAAUAAAUUUCAUUGAGAAUAAAGACACUUCAUAUUCUGAAAGUUUGUCUCAAGCAAAUAGAAUUAACCAGCCUAUUGAUUAUUCAUUAAUUGAUGCAUCGAACUUCCACACUGUUCAUGGCCGAGAUGUGGCUCUGAGACUUAAUUCUUUGACUUUUUCAGGAUUUCAGUUUGGAUGUAGUGAUGAUUCUUCAGUGCAAUAUUUGGAACCUUGUAUUAUGAGUUCAUUAGAAGACAAAAAUCAUCCACAGACAGUUUCACCUGUUAGUUAUUUCAGAUCUCAAGGCCCUGAAAAGAGUGAUCCAUUUGAAAAUCCUACUCGUCUUUCACAAGUUCAUUCUUCAGAAUCUUCCAAUCAUUUGUUGAAUUCCAUUAUACCAGUUGAUAAUACAGGGUCUAAAUUUAUUAAGUGCGUUACAGCUGAUGAAUCUCACGAUCCCUAUAGAUUUUUUAAUCAUUCUCAACCAUUUCAUUUUAGUUUUCUAAGUGAAAUAGAUGAAUUCUUAGAAAAGAAAAGUAAAGUCUUAAGUGGAAGUCUCCCUUGCAAUGGUUUGCCCGAUUAUCAGAGAAAAGAGAAAAUCAGUCGAUUAAAGGUUUCCAAUGAAAAUACAAAUUCUGAAAAUGAAUAUCAGGCUUUCGUUAAACUUUCCUCUACUAAUUCAGUGGCUAGUGAAAAAAGGUACUUUGAUGUUGAUCAACAAGAAAAGCCCCUUGUACACAUGCAACAACAAGCUUAUAACACAUUUUUUGACAUUUCUGGCAUUGCUGAAUCAGAAGAAAUGAACACAAAAAAAAAUAGAGAAGAAUUUCAUGACCUAAAAAAUGGGGCAAACAAUGCCACUAAGGAAAAUCAUAGUAGAGAGCAUUUACCAGACCACAAAGAAUUGAAUUCCUCAAAAUUUAGUGAAAAUGCAAUGUAUAGCCCAAGUGAAAAGUUCUUGAGGGAAAAUAGUAUUUAUGGAGCAAUGGAUAAGUCCCCUGCCCCAAGUAACGAAAAGUUUUUAUGUAGUUCCCGGUCACCUUAUUUUAAUGAUACACAGUUUAGAAGAAAUUCAGUAGCAAAACAUCCAACAUCUUGUAAUGGAGAGAAAGACACGGUUCACCCAAGUUUAAAUAAAAAUUGUGAUCAUGAAUAUGAAAAAAAUCAGUUUGGUUAUCAGAGUGAUUCAGCACAAUUCGUGGAUUGCUAUUCCAACCAUUUUGAUAAUUCCUUUAAUUCUCCAAUUCAUAAAAACGAAAUUCCACUUACUGAGGGUAUUUUUCCCAAUAAGAACAUACAUUUUUAUCAAAUUUCAAAGGAAUUGGAUCAGCCAAGAAAUUUUGCACAGUCUGGGGACAAUUCACUUCAGUCAAAAUUAGAGUGUGUGCAAAGUUGUGGUAACAAUGAUGGUGCAUCCAAUUUGAAACUCUGUAAAGAUAAAUUAAAGAAUGAUCUUAUAACAGAAUGUGGACACACUACUAAUUUGGAAUUGCCUGAAAAAUCUUUGAAUCCAGAAGAAUAUAUUCAAAAGCAAGCUUCACAAAAGAUGGGUAAUACAAGGAGAGACAAUGAGAAAUACAUUUCUAAAUCAAGUGAAUCUAACCAAAAUUGUGAACUUUCAAAUGGGCGUGGUAUUGUUUCUAAUAAUCAGUCAGUGAAAGUUGCUUCAAAACUUCCAUAUCAAUCAAUGAAUGAAUGUUUAAUCAAUCAAACUGAAGAAAAAAAUGUGGUGCCCCUUAAUGCAACAGAUGGAAUUGGUAAAGGGGUGCCUGUUCUUGCAGAUGAUGGAUAUUAUUCAUCAGUUGGAACAGGUUCAAGUGCAAUAAAUUUCUUAAGUCUAUCCAAUUUGUGGGGGCAAGGAGCAAAAGAAUCACAAAAAAGUGAAGUGAUGACUAUUGAGCAGAAGUUGGAAGAAGAACAUUAUAGAAGAAAACAUUGUGAAAAUGUCAUUCAAAAGCUUCAGUGUACUGUAUUGGAACUGCAACAAAAGUUAGCAGUGGCUAUGAGAGUAGAUCAAUCCAAAGACAAUACUAUUCACCAGCUGCAAACUGCUUGGAAACGUUUAGUUACUCACUGGCAGGAGCUUGAAGAACAAAGGCAUGCAAUAUCUGUUAGAUACAGUGAGGAAAAGGAGAAACACCAGCAAUAUGUGACAGAAAUGAUGCAGAAAGUAAAACAGUGUGAGCUUGAGUUAUCAAAAGCUUUAGAUUUAGCUAAAGGGUACAAAGAAAAAAAUGAAAUAAUGGAAAAUAAACUGAAAGACCUAGAGAAUGUUCAUGUAGAAGAAAAGCAGACAUUGCAAGUGUCCUUGCAAGAAAAGCAGAAACAUCUUUUGGAAGCUGAAGAAAAGUUGAAAGUUUUUCAGCAUGAUAUUGUAGAAGUAGAAGAAAAAUUAGAAGCAGCCAAGAAGAAGGCAUGUGAAGAAAGAGAGUCUGCUGUGAAGUAUCAACAAGAAAUGAAAAAUGCACAGCAGAUGUUGGGAAAUCUUGAAAAUGAAACCAUUGUCUUGAAAGAAGAGAAUGAUGCCUUGCGUCUCAGGGUAAAAGAAGAAAAAUCCAGAAACAGUAUUGCAGAUCAACAGAUAAAAAGUUUGAAAAUUGCUUUAGAUGAAAGUAAAAAGAAUGAAAAAAUAUUGCAAGGGAAAUUAAAAGAGCAAGCAAAUAUUUUGGAAAAGUCUAAAUCCGAAUUGCGAGAUUAUUACCAACAGCAAGUAGAGUUUGUGGUGCAGGAGAAACUUGCGGAAUUCCAAACUCAGCUGGACACAGCAGAGGCUUCCCUGCACCAGGAAAUGGAGGAGAGAGAAAAGGUUGCAUUGGAAGCUGCAACCAAGCAAAUUAAACAUAUCACAGAAAAAAAUCUUCUGGAAGUGAAAUUGUUAGAAGAAAAACACAGAGAAGAACUUCAUCUGUGUAACUUGCAAGUUGCCCAUGCAACACAGAAAAUAAACCAACUACAAGAUCAGCUACAGACCUACAGUAAUCGCAAAGUUGAAAUUGUUGAGAAAUUACAUACUGUCAUGGAAACACAAUGGCAGGAAGCAUUGCGCAUCAUAAGUGGUAAUAGUCCACUCACUCAGUCUUUUCAAGAACAGCAGCAUGAAGUAUUGAGAAAGAAUAUUUCUGAGAGUAUUCCAGAUAAGGAUCUGAAACGUUCAACUAGUGGGCAUUGUACUGCUGUGCCUCCUUUACUUGUACCUCACAGUAGCAGUUCUUCAACAACCGAUGAUGUGCCAUUCAAUAAGGAAGAUCAGCUUACUUACCGAGCUAGCAGUGAGCACCCAUUGAAAUAUGAAGGUGACAUUAAAUCUGAAAAUCCUGACGUUGUUAAGAAAUAUAUUGAAAUGUUAUUGAAUCGUCCUCCUGGUGAUCCAUUGGAACCUGAGAUGUCAUGUGAAAGAAGUGGCAUUGAAGAGACAUCCCUAACUGAAGAAAAUACAUUACCAAAAUGGGGAAAUAUUAUGAUAUUGUAUAUAUUAGUUGUAGUUUUCUGUUAUAACAGUGCUGAUGAGGGAGACAGAACAGUCUCUGAAACAUCAUAA